This is a messenger RNA of Paramecium primaurelia, 1259 nucleotides long. Lineage: Eukaryota; Ciliophora; Oligohymenophorea; Peniculida; Parameciidae. The record is from the annotation of a GenBank genome assembly.
AUGACAGAUAUAUAAGACUAAAUAGAAACAAGUGAACGAGCAAAUGAGAUAUAAUAGGAAUAAAGGGCAUAUGGAAAUUCUUGUACUAAAAAUAAAGAUGAGCAAAAAUACUUUUAUCGAUUAAUAUUAGCAUAAUUAAUAGUCAUUUUUAUUUCAACCUUUUUACCCACUAAAAAGUACUUCUUCAAUUCAAUCAUAACUUAUCCAAGAAGUAACAUCACUUUUGAUGAAUAUUGUAAAACAUAUGAAAAAUGCAGAUAAAAUUAUUACUAUUUUAAUUCACAAUAUUAUUAAUAAGACUUAAAUCAAUAUGAAGUUUGGAAGAAUUCAGUAGUUCAAGAUUAAACUGAAUACAAAACAUUAUAUUAUUUUUCCCUCAUUCUUUUACCUUCAUUAUUGAUUAUUUAAUCAGUAUUUAGAAAUUGCUAAUUAUUUGUAAGCUUUUUGGUCUAUUAUUAUUCUAGAAAAAUUAAUAGAAAAUGUUCUACUACUUACAAUAUCCAUCCAUGAGUCUAUUUAUUUAAGUUUUUUCUCACUUAAUAAAACAGGGAGAAAGUAUUAUUAUUAUUUAUUUUAUUAGAUAAGAACAUUUUUUACAAUUUGAGAAUACUAAUUUUAUAUUAAAUAGGAAUUGUGACAUUCUUUUACUUAAAUCAAAAAUUCUUGAAAUGGUAACUUGAAUUAAAAUCUACAAUUUAAAAAUUGGUUAAUUAUUCCUUUAUUAUCAUUUGUUUAAAGGAAAUACUAAAUUUUUUCGGUUUAACUCAAUCUAAUUGGAUACCUCACAUUAUAUUCAUUUUAUAUACUUAAGUAUAUUUAUUACAUCUUAAUACAAAUUUAUUCAAAGUAAAAAAUACAAUUAAUCUUAGGAAAAUAAUAGAUAUAUUAUCCAUAAUUAAUCAGCUUUAUAAUUAAUAAAAUAAAAACUAUAAUCCCUUUUUGUUGUUUAGGAUGAUUAUAGAGAGGUAGCAGAGAAUUAUUUUGUUAUUUCAAAGAAGAAGAUGUACUCUUGGAUUUUCGGAAUCAUUUUAUCCAUGGUUUUUAGAGAUUAUAUAUUUAAUCUUUAAAAUUUUAUUGUUCUAUCUGGAAUCUUCGUGAUCUUUGUUUGGGAUACAUCACUUGUAUCUACAGUAAAUUAAUUAUAUUAAUAUUCAUAGUCAUCGAAAUUCACUUUGAAAGAUCAGUAUCAAGCAGCAAGUUUAUUCAUUUUAGAUUUCAUGUUGCCAAUCAGAAAUAUUAUCCUAAGAUUACUUGUUUGA